CAAGCCCCACCGAAUUCACGAAAGCCUCUACCAAAGCAGGAUGAACCGCUUGGUUUCGUAGAGGUGUACACAGAUCACAUGUUAGAAGUGGACUAUGAAGAGGAGAAAGGCAUGAAAGCUUAUCGUGGUGAUGACAAUCACAUUAGGCUAUUUCGUCCAGAACUCAAUAUGGCUCGGAUGAGGAAAACAGCAGAGCGAAGCGCAUUCCCAGAUUUUGAUGGAAAUGAGUUACUGGAAUGCAUGAAGGAAUGGGUAAGCGAUAGUGAGAUGCAGACGUGCUACCUAUGUUGCUCUGUUUGA
Molecule: messenger RNA, 300 nt
Organism: Cylicostephanus goldi
Lineage: Eukaryota; Metazoa; Nematoda; Chromadorea; Rhabditida; Strongylidae
Source: the annotation of a GenBank genome assembly